Molecule: messenger RNA, 2572 nt
Organism: Cavia porcellus (domestic guinea pig)
Lineage: Eukaryota; Metazoa; Chordata; Mammalia; Rodentia; Caviidae
Gene: CUNH8orf48
Product: chromosome unknown C8orf48 homolog
Exons: 1
Coding region: 228-1019 (263 amino acids)
Source: RefSeq, a predicted model, not a curated record
GCGUUGCCUAGGCAACGGGGAAAGGCGUUACCCGGAAGAAGGGCCCGGUGGUACAUCGUCUCCCAGUCUCCCGGUGUGAGCUCGGCCUCCACUGGGUUCUGAAACAAUCUGGACCGUAGGAAAGCCGACGAGGAGUCGGAAGUGACGCACGAUGAGGACCAUCCUCCCAGAAGUCGGAAAAUUCAAAAGGAGAAAGGAGAAUCAGUACAAACCGGCUUACGGAAGCAAUGGCACGCGUUUCCUUCACUGAUGAGGUACAGAGUUCUCUUAGUUCCUCUGGAGGAAGGCAACCCUGGUCCUGUGCCUCGGAGAGUGAGCUGAACAGUGGAUAUCGAGCUACAAGCUUGGAAGAACAAGACAAGGAAUCUGAACUUUCAGACUCUAAAAAGAAUGAAAUGAAGUUGAGUAAAAAAUGGAUCAACUACCUCAGGGGCAAAGAAACUGACUCGAGACGACACCAAUCUGACAAUAAACUUCAAACAGAAAUCACUCAGGUAUCCAGUGAAGAAUUACAUGCCCAGAAGUCUUUUUGCAACAUUAAGAUAAACUUGAUACACCGCAGCGUGAACUCUAAAAAGAGCAGCAGAAAUAAAAAACUACAGUUUAGACUGGAUAAAGAGGCGUCAGAGAUAGAUGCCUUAAAUUGUACUGUUCCCAGUGAGCUUUUGAGCAGGCUGUAUUUUGAAAAUCUGAGGGCGACACUAAAACAAAUGGAAGGAGCUAAGCAACACAUUUUGUCUCAGUGUCCUAGUUGCAAUAGGAAAAGAGCAGAGCUGGCUCACGCUGCCUUCCUGAAACAAAAGAAGACUCUACUGGAGUCACGUCUACUAGAAGAGAAACUUGACGAACAUCUUCAUACCACAGAUUUUCUCACCCGUGUGAGAGAAGCACAUCAGGGCCUUCCCAGGCUGCUGGAUGAUCCCAGAAUGAUUUGGGAAAGACUGACAAAACUGCGGUCCAGUACUGUGGCAUCAAAAGAUAAGAUAGAAAGCAGAUGGUGUAGCCAGUUACCUAAGUAAACAGGAGAUGGUGAUUAUUAAUGAUAGUUUGUAAUGUGCAUACAUGUUCCUGUUGUGUACAUGGGUAAUUAUCGUUAUUUUUGUGGGCAUUUGAAAUGUGAAAUUUAUUGUUUCUUUCUCAGAUUUAAGGGCCAAGAACUUUAUGUCCACUGUGUAUUUUACAGUACAGAAGGUGAUAGUUACAAAGCUUUUACAAUGAUCCAGGAGAGAGGUAUUGCUAUAGAACUAAGAUAUGGAUAAUGAAAAGAGAAGUACAAUGAUGUAGGAGGUUAAAAUUUACUUUUUGUUGAUGAAAUGACUAUUGGGAUUUAAUAAAAAGAAUGUUAAAAAUAUUACUAGAGUUCUCAUGUACUUGGGUGAAUGACAGUUUUAUUGAGACAAAUACUAGAAAAGGGCGGUGUGUAAUGGGAGUGAUCAGUGGUGUAAUUACUUGUCAUGAGUAGGUUAAGGUAUAUUUCAGACAUACACAUUCAGAAUUGGAGGAAACAAGUCAUUUGUACUUGCAGUGUAGAGAAAAGGUCUGCCGAUUUGAAGUAAUAGGAUCGGUGGGGAAGUCCUGACAUAUUUGGAAAUUGAAGCCAUAGAUGUGAUGUGCUCAGAUGAAGGAGAAUAAAGUGAAAAUAUUAGAGAGGUUAGUACUAACUCUUGAGAUGUGCCAAUAGUUAAUGGCCAGGUAGCAGAGAAUAAAGUCACAAAAAGAAGUCAUUAGGUUGAAAAGAUUAUUUUUGGAAUAACAAACUAAGAAUGUGUGGUGGCACAUAUGUGAAGGAAAGAGAGUAUUUCAGCAAGGAUGGGAUAUCUUUGUAUGUCAGUAUAACAUGGAACACGUAACGAUGAGAUAAUCACUGUUGAUUUAGGAAUUACCAGUAUAGAAAUAGGCUAGACAAAGUAGAGUAAGGGAUGAAUGAAGGAAAUGAGUAACGUGCAUGGAGACUAUUCCUUUAAAAGAUUAAAUGUGGGGAAGAGUUGAAGCUGAAAGUAGACACAGAGGUGAAGGGAAAAAGCCACUUUCUCCUAAGAAUUUUAUGAAACUUCUGUUGUUAGUUUCCAUUCGGAAGAAACAGUAUCAUUAUUUGAAGAUUACAAUGGUAUUUAAAAAAAAAACACAGGAAAAACAUUGCGUGGGAUUUUGAGAAAUCAACAUUUAGUAUUUAUUUUCUCUGUAAAAUACAAUCCUAGAAUUAGUGGUAUUUCUAGAGGUCACUUUCCUACAUGUGUAGUGGUUUGUGUUUCAGAGUCCCUCCAAAACCUCAUGUGGUCAUAGGUAGGACCUUUUCACAGCUGGGGUCUGGACUAUGUGAAACUGGAAUUGAUUCCUGGUACAGAAGUCAGCUCAAGGGCCCUAGGAUUAAGGCCCACCCCAAGAAACCAGGGUAAGUUAUAAGGGAUUGAAAGAGCUGUGGUCAUCUCUUGCUUGCUUGGCUACUUUCUGCGGACCAUGAACUGUUUCUCUUCUGCAAGCUCUAUUUACCAUGCCACCCUGCCUUGGAGCCAGCUGAUUGUUGACUGAAAUGUUAACAAACUUUGAGUUAAAUAAACCUUUUCCCCUUUAA